AUGGCAUUUGGAGCUAAACAACUUCGCACAGAGUGUUACCUUCGGCAGCUACGUAUCGUUAAAAGGGGCCCGGACGCCAACGACCACAAGUCAGGAUAUGUUGCGUUAUUAAUGCAACAGAAGCCCGCGUUCAGCGAGAUGCAGCGUCUAGGUGUGGAGGAAGGUCCGGCUAAACGUGGUGUAGUGGGUAGCAAACGUCGUACUCGCCACUGCAUGCUACGGCUUUUGAAUGUCAUCAAAAAGCACAUUUUGGACGGAUUUUCACUCAGCUAUUCGAAAAAUGCAAUCCUGAGUUCACCGUUCCUCACGAAGCUGCAAAAUUACGAGAUAUGCGUGCACGACAAUGAUUUCUUUUCUUUCUGCUCCGGAAAAAUCGACGUCCUAGAAACUGCCAAAACGUGCUCGUUUACAUACCAUGGAGGGAGGUAG
Phytophthora infestans T30-4 is the source of this 429-nucleotide messenger RNA. RefSeq lists its product as uncharacterized. Lineage: Eukaryota; Oomycota; Peronosporomycetes; Peronosporales; Peronosporaceae. The transcript is spliced from 5 exons. Bases 1 to 429 code for a protein of 142 amino acids. The record is from RefSeq and is a predicted model, not a curated record.